Molecule: messenger RNA, 1059 nt
Organism: Lottia gigantea (owl limpet)
Lineage: Eukaryota; Metazoa; Mollusca; Gastropoda; Lottiidae
Exons: 9
Biological process (GO): non-motile cilium assembly
Cellular component (GO): ciliary transition zone
Molecular function (GO): catalytic activity
Source: RefSeq, a predicted model, not a curated record
CAAAUGAAGGAUGUAGCUUAUGGAACAAGACAAUAUAAAAUACAAGUUGGAGAUGAUGAUGCAGAAUCAACUAUGGAUUUUGAUGAGACAGUGGCUUUAGAAAGAGGACAGAAUUUGUUUGAAAUUCAUGUUCAUAAGUUGAACCUGUCUCAGGAAGCUUUGAAAAUUAUUGGUGAUGAAGAACCAUCCACCUUCUGUACAUGGGAAUUCUUUGAGUUUGAAACUCAGUCAACACCAGUUUGUAGAGGUCCAAGACCUGUUUUUGAUUUUACAUCACAGUAUGUUGUUAAAGUAGAUGAUUUCUUUUUACAUUAUCUUCAAAAGGAAACUUGUACACUAGAAUUACAUCAAUCAUUUGGACAAGAUUUCCGUACUAUCUCAGCCUGUCAAUUGAUGUUUAAAGAUAUAUUUGAUAAACCACAUGGUAGAAUUCAUGGUGUGGCUUCAUUAACAGGUAUAGAAGAUGGUGAAAAUCGUGGUAUUGGUUAUGGAACUGUUGAAUAUUGGAUCAGAUUGAGAGUACCUAUGGAACAAGCUCUUAGACUCUAUAAGGAAAGAACCAAAGCUCUAGGUUAUAUAACACAAAAUGAUAGAGCUACCAAAGACCAACUACAAGCUCUAGAUGAAGCUGCUAGGGGAAGACCUAUGGAUAAUGUUAAUGAACUACAUGUUAAGAUAAGACAAUGUUCUAGAUUGAAAUCCAGAAGAAGUGGUGUACAGCCAUCACCAUACUGUAUGUAUAGUUUCUUUGAUUUCGGUGAUCAUGAUACAAAGAUAAUAGCUAAUUCUAAUCAGCCAGUAUUUAAUGAUCACAUGACUUAUCCUGUACCAAUGACACUUGAAUUAGAUCAAUAUUUAAGACAAGAGCAUCUUAAGAUAUUUGUGUUUGAUGACACGGACCCAGAUGAAACAUCCUAUAUUGGUGAGGUAGAUAUACCCUUGUUAUCAUUGGCUAAUGGUAAAAAUAUAGAGGGACCAUUUGACUUGAAGAAUGCUGAUGGUACUAACAGUGGUAUAAUAGAACUAGAUCUACAUUGGCAGUAUUCUUAUUUACCACCU